AUGUCGGAAAUUGUAAAGGGUGUCAGCAACUUGUUUGCCUCCGUCUUCGAGAUCAUCACCGGUAUCUUCAUCACCGCGUUCAACAUCUUCGAGGGCGCUUUGAACGCAGUCAUUGGCCUCCUCAAGAACACGUUCAACUUGGCCGAAGGUGUUCUUGGCUUCCUCAUCGGAAACAUAUUCCUCAUCGGAACGCUGUGUGCCAUCUACUUCGGGUAUGUCUUGUACCAACAACGUCAGGGCAACCGACCGGCUCCGAUCUCGAAAGUGGCGACGGGGAAGACACAAUGA
Molecule: messenger RNA, 288 nt
Organism: Fonsecaea pedrosoi CBS 271.37
Lineage: Eukaryota; Fungi; Ascomycota; Eurotiomycetes; Chaetothyriales; Herpotrichiellaceae
Exons: 2
Coding region: 1-288 (95 amino acids)
Source: RefSeq, a predicted model, not a curated record